UUUGCCAGAGUGCCGUCAGCUCAAUGGCGUGCAAAGUUCUCUGUUUUUCGCCCCAGUGACGAGUGCGCCGGAAUGCCACCGAGAUGAGCAUGGGACAUGGGACAUAGGACAUGGGACAUGGAGCACCGAUAUUUCGGCAUGGCGCCGGUCGCUCAAAGUCGGGUAGUCGGAGCUUCAGGACCAGGUGGAUGGAAAUGGUGGUGGAGGUGGAGUGUCCUGGGUGCCGGGAUGAGGACGUUGAGCUGCUGAUUCGAUUUUCUGCAGACAUGCACUUUUCCCAGCAAGGUGCUGCAGCAAUGGGAACACCAGGAGCUCUAAUCCCUGCGCCAAGUAACUGUUGCUCCGGAUGGGGCUGCUCCGAACCCGAACUGAACCGUUCUGCACUGGGCUUUACUAAUUUUGGUUUUAAUUAAAUUCAAACUAUGUUGACGCUGCCGGCACUGACGACCUCCGACGAACGGCAAUCACGUGGGUGCGAUGGCCAUGAUUCCCGUACUCCCAGUACUCCUCGGCUGCCUCAACUCCUCAUCAUGAUGAGGAGAACGAUGAUGAUGAGGCUGCUCCAUUACUUAUGUAGCUAAAUUUUAUGCACCUCCUAAUUGAAUGACCGAAAUGUAAAUUGAAAAUGCCUGAACAGCUUAAAUGGCAAGGCACUUAAAGACCCAGGGGACUGCGAAGAAAUA
Drosophila subpulchrella is the source of this 683-nucleotide messenger RNA. RefSeq lists its product as uncharacterized. The coding region runs from base 111 to 413 and encodes 100 amino acids. The transcript is spliced from 2 exons. Lineage: Eukaryota; Metazoa; Arthropoda; Insecta; Diptera; Drosophilidae. The record is from RefSeq and is a predicted model, not a curated record.